CCAGAGUAUGCGCCGUAGCUUCAUUCGUUCGGCGACAAUGGCGGCAGACCUUGAUCAGUUUCAACAGCUUUUAAACACACUUCUUAGCACAGAUAACGAUGCCAGAACACAAGCAGAGGAGGCAUAUAAUAAUCUACCAGUGGAAAGUAAGGUGACAUUUCUUUUAACAUCAUUGUGCAAUGCCACCCUUAUGGAAGAGAUGCGAGCUAUGGCUGCUGUAUUAUUACGUCGACUGUUUUCAUCUGAGUUCAUGGAUUUUUAUCCAAAAAUUCCACCAGAAGCACAAGUUCAGUUGAAAGAACAAAUUCUAUUAUCUGUUCAGAAUGAACAAACAGAAACUAUUCGACGUAAAGUAUGUGAGGUUGCAGCUGAAGUUGCCCGAAAUUUAAUUGAUGAAGAUGGUAAUAAUCAGUGGCCAGAAUUUUUGCAGUUCCUAUUCCAAUGUUCUAAUAGUCCUUUGCCGGCACUGAAAGAAAGUGCUCUUCGAAUGUUCAUAUCCGUCCCAGGCGUUUUUGGAAAUCAACAAGCAAAUUAUCUCGAUCUUAUUAAACAAAUGUUGCAGCAGUCUGUCAUGGAUUCUACAAAUUACGAGGUCAGAUUUCAAGCUGUAAGAGCAAUUGGAGCCUUUAUCAUUUUGCAUGAUAAAGAAGUCAAUAUACAGAAACACUUCUCAGAAUUGCUACCUGCGGUUGUACAAGUAACUGCUCAAUCAGUAGAAAAGCAAACAGAUGAUGCUCUCUUAAAAGUUCUAAUCGAUUUGGCAGGAUCAACUCCUAAAUUUCUCAGAUUACAAUUAGAAAACAUAAUGGAAAUGUGUAUGAAAAUAUUUUCUAAUGAAGAAAUGCCAGACUCUUGGAGACAAUUGGCAUUAGAAGUGUUAGUAACAUUAUCAGAAACUGCUCCUGCAAUGGUACGCAAAGUAGGUGGAAAGUAUAUAAUAUCUUUAGUACCAUUAGUACUAAAAAUGAUGACAGAUAUAGAAGAAGAUAAAAACUGGAGUUUUGCUGAUGAAAUUGUUGAGGAUGAUAAUGACAGCAACACUGUUGUUGCUGAAAGUGCUUUAGACAGAUUAGCAUGCGGUUUAGGUGGUAAAACAAUGCUGCCACAAAUUGUACAGAAUAUACCUGCAAUGUUGAGUAAUAGUGAUUGGAGAUAUAGACAUGCUGCUCUUAUGGCAAUCUCUGCGGUAGGAGAAGGUUGUCAUAAACAAAUGGAAGCGAUAUUACCUCAAAUCAUGGAUGGUGUCAUUCAAUAUUUACAAGAUCCUCAUCCUCGUGUAAGAUAUGCUGCUUGCAAUGCAGUAGGUCAAAUGUCAGCUGAUUUUGCACCAAUAUUUGAAAAGAAAUUCCACAAUAAAGUUAUUCCCGGAUUGCUAAUGGUUUUGGAUGAUAAUGCCAAUCCAAGGGUUCAAGCUCAUGCAGGUGCGGCUCUUGUGAAUUUCAGUGAAGAUUGUCCAAAACACAUAUUAACACCAUAUUUGGAUGCUAUUAUGGCUAAAUUAGAAUCAAUACUAACCGCUAAAUUCCAAGAAUUAGUCGAAAAAGGAACGAAACUUGUUCUUGAACAAGUUGUUACGACCAUCGCGUCGGUAGCUGAUACUUGUGAAGAACAAUUUGUAACAUAUUAUGAUAGAUUAAUGCCAUGCUUAAAAUACAUCAUACAAAAUGCAAAUCAGCCAGAACACAAAAUGCUUCGGGGCAAAACUAUUGAAUGCGUGAGUCUCAUAGGACUUGCAGUAGGACCGGAAAAGUUUAUUGCAGAUGCCAGUGAAGUUAUGGACAUGUUAUUAAAAACACAUUCAGAAGGAGACCUUCCAGAUGACGAUCCACAAACUAGUUAUUUGAUAUCUGCUUGGGCUCGAAUUUGCAAAAUUCUUGGUAAACAGUUCGAACAAUAUUUACCACUGGUAAUGGGUCCAGUUUUACGUACAGCAGCAAUGAAACCUGAGGUUGCUCUACUCGAUAACGAGGACAUGGAAGGUAUAGAAGAUUUGGAUUGGGAAUUUGUAUCCCUUGGAGAACAACAAAACUUCGGAAUUAAAACAGCUGGACUGGAAGAUAAGGCUUCUGCCUGUGAAAUGUUAGUUUGUUACGCACGAGAGUUGAAAGAAGGUUUUGCAGAUUAUGCCGAAGAAGUAGUGCGACUAAUGGUUCCUAUGUUGAAGUUCUACUUCCAUGAUGGUGUUAGAACAGCAGCCGCUGCGAGUUUGCCAUACCUUCUCGAUUGUGCAAAGAUAAAAGGGCCGCAAUACCUUGAAGGAAUGUGGGCAUACAUUUGUCCAGACCUCUUAAAAGCAAUUGACACAGAACCAGAAUCUGAAGUCCUGCUGGAAUUAUUAUAUUCUUUAGCUAAAUGUAUCGAAACCCUCGGUACAGGUUGUUUAGGAGCGCAACCUAUGGCUGAACUUUUACGUAUAUUAGAUAAAUUACUUAACAAACAUUUUGAAAGAGCAGUGGCUAGAUUGGAAAAACGUAAAGAUGAAGAUUACGAUGAGGUGGUAGAAGAACAACUCGCCGAUGAAGACGAUGAAGAUGUAUAUACACUCAGUAAAAUAGCAGACAUUUUACAUGCUUUAUUUAUGACUCAUAAAUCAACAUUCUUCCCAUUUUUCGAUCAAAUUUGUGGACAUUUUGUAAAAUUAUUGAGUCCCGAAAGACCUUGGUCAGAUCACCAAUGGGCUUUGUGUGUUUUUGACGAUGUAAUCGAAUUUGGUGGACCCGAGUGUGCAAAAUAUCAAGAAUAUUUCCUUCGACCGAUGAUACAAUAUGUGUCAGAUAAAUCAGCAGAAGUUAGACAAGCUGCAGCUUAUGGUUGCGGAGUUUUGGGUCAAUAUGGAGGAGAAGCAUUUGCUCAAGCAUGUGCAGAAGCCCUACCUAGGUUAAUGGAAGUUAUAAGUGAUCAAGAAUCCAGAUCUAUAGAAAAUGUUAACCCUACUGAAAAUGCUAUUUCUGCAGUCACAAAAAUCCUCAAGUAUAAUCACAAAGCAAUUAACGUUGAUGAAAUACUUCCACAUUGGCUCUCUUGGUUACCAGUAGUAGAAGACGAAGAUGAAGCUCCCCACGUAUAUGGGUAUCUUUGCGAUUUAAUCGAAGCAAAUCAUGUAGCAGUUUUAGGUCCAAAUAAUGCAAAUCUACCUCGACUAAUAAGUUUCUUUGCUGAAGCACUUCACAAGGAUGCAGUACCUUCAGACAAUCCUGUUAUGGGCAGAAUUCUUAGUAUCGUUAGACAAAUACAGAACAACGAGUCUAUGUUCCAAGCAUGCAUAAAUGCAUUAACAGCAGAUCAGCAACAAGCAUUAUACGAAGCACUUAGUGCACAGCCUACUAAUUAGCCAUUUGUUUUUUAUCCCUGAACUUAAACGCCUUAAUAUAAAAGAGAAACACAUUUGCUUUAAUAAAGCUUAUCGUGAAAAUCACAAGACUUUAGGUAGCUACAUUAUACCUAUGGAACAUUUACUCCAGCCUAAUUAUAAAAAGAGACACUACUGUAUGUAAUAAUUUGACACGACGCGUAUAUUUGUUAAUUCUAUUUCACUAAUAAGUACAAUAAUUUUCCCGUUUUUUUUAUUAAUCGGAAUUGCAAAUUAAUGACUUGAAACUUACGUCAUCACCGCUUAAUCAGGUGUGAUACGUUGCGCAUAAGUCUAGGAGUGUAAACAUAAUUAAAACGUAUAAGCGAGUUCGCAUUGACGAAAAAUUUUUGAACCAAUUUUCCACUUGCAUCAUUCGUAACAGCGAUACAAUAACCAGAUGUACAUAUGUGAAUUUAUUUCCAACGCAGCAAAAUUAAUACAACAUUAUAUUUCCCGCCAUUGACAGCCGAACGAUGCUAAAUUUUUUUUAUACAGCUUUGUAAAUUGCAUAGUAUUUUUAAAUAUAAAUGAUAGCUUUGUUCCGCGAA
This is a messenger RNA of Megalopta genalis, 3900 nucleotides long. It is a transcript of the gene Karybeta3, whose product is annotated as karyopherin beta 3. The record is from RefSeq and is a predicted model, not a curated record. Lineage: Eukaryota; Metazoa; Arthropoda; Insecta; Hymenoptera; Halictidae. Gene Ontology annotation, biological process: protein import into nucleus.